Molecule: messenger RNA, 6631 nt
Organism: Toxotes jaculatrix (banded archerfish)
Lineage: Eukaryota; Metazoa; Chordata; Actinopteri; Toxotidae
Gene: rabl6b
Product: RAB, member RAS oncogene family-like 6b
Exons: 17
Coding region: 398-2662 (754 amino acids)
Cellular component (GO): cytosol; nucleus
Molecular function (GO): GTP binding
Source: RefSeq, a predicted model, not a curated record
CUCACUCUGGGUCGGUCGCUGCUUCUUUUUGCAAAGGAAUGUCGCUGCUUUAUCUCUGUUGGGAUGGAGGUCUGACAGAUGUUUUGAGAAAAAGAUGUCGGGACUGCAGUUUCUUAUGUCAUUAAAUAACCAUGAUGCUCAAAAACAACAUGGUAGUUACCUCCACCACUGACUGGCGAGCAAGAACAUUCAGUCAGAUUUAAGACAACAGCUGCUCAAUUCAAAGUCAGUAUUUGGUACUUUGGCAUCAUAUUUGCUUCUAAGCAUGGAGCCUUAAAUUCCUCAUCCAUAGGGAUACACUAUUACUCUUUACCUCCAGUUGUUGUGUGACGAAUUGUCAGGGGAGAUCCACUGUACUACCGCUUGUUUCUAUACAAACUCACGAAGCCUCGUCAAGAUGUUUUCAGCGCUGAAGAAGCUGGUGGGAUCUGAGCCAGGGCAGCUCAGGGAUAAGAAUAUUCCAGCUGGCCUGCAGUCCAUGAACCAAAGUUUGCAGAGACGCUUCGCCAAAGGGGUUCAGUAUAAUAUGAAAAUAGUCAUCCGGGGAGACAGAAACACUGGAAAGAGUACUUUAUGGCAUCGACUGCAGGGCAAGAAGUUUGUGGAGGAGUACAUACCCACUCAGGAGAUCCAAGCCACAAGUAUCCAUUGGAAUUACAAAACUACUGACGAUGUGGUCAAGGUAGAGGUUUGGGACGUGGUAGACAAAGGCCAAAAAUAUCCUCUUCCUGAAGGUGUAGGCAAAGGCAAAAGGCGUGGAGACAAUUUGAAACUGGAGAAUGAGCCCCAAGAGUCAGAUGAGGUGGCCCUGGAUGCAGAGUUCCUGGAUGUGUACAAGAACUGCAAUGGAGUCAUCAUGAUGUUUGACAUUACCAAACAGUGGACAUUUAACUACAUCCUGAGGGAACUGCCCAAAGUACCCACCCAUGUGCCGGUGUGUGUGUUGGGAAACCACAGGGACAUGGGCGAGCACCGCGUCAUCCUCCCUGAUGAUAUAAGAGACCUGAUUGCUGGACUGAACAGACCAAUGGGAUCAUCUUACAUCCACUAUGCUGAGUCCUCCAUGAAGAACGGCUUUGGUUUGAAAUAUCUGCACAGAUUUUUCAACAUCCCCUUCUUGCAGCUACAGAGAGAGACUCUCCUGAGGCAGCUGGAGACCAACCAGCUGGACAUGGACGCCACCCUGGAGGAGCUCUGUGUCCAGCAGGAGACUGAAGAUCAGAACUAUGAAAUUUUCCUUGAGAACUUGGAGUCUCGCAGUAAGAGCUACGGCUCUCCUGGUCCAGCCAACGGUCAGAGCUCCUCCUCAGGCUCCCAGUCCCCCAUCGUCCCUCCCAGUGGGGCCUCCACGGGCAGCUCCAGCCCCAGCACUCCUCAGCCCCCCAUCCCACAGUCACCAUCUGUGUCUGCGUCCUCCCCUCCACCUCCCACGGCAACGGUUAGCGGGGCAGCUUCACCUAUUGCUGAGUCAAAGCCACCUGCCCAGUCUCCCGAACACAGUCAGUCCUCAGCAGCAUCUGGAGCGUUAGCCACUCAAAAACGCAGCUUCAUCUCCCGCUGGUUUGGUUCAUCACCUGCUGCUGAUGCUCCUGUUCCUGCACCAGAGGACCCUGCAGCACCAGUGUGUCCUGCUAAGGUCCAGAGCGUGGAUGAUUUUGUGCCAGAUGAGAGACUGGACAAGAGUUUCCUGGAGGACAGCCUGCCCUCAAAGACCAAGGUGCCUCAGCCUGCACCUGCUCCAGCUGUGGACAGUGACAGUGAUGGUGAAGACAGAGGAAACCCCAUGGUGUCUGGUUUCCAGGAUGAGCUCGAUCCCGAUGACACUGAGCCCAGUCUUCCCCAAACUAAGACCCUGCAACCCAGUAAAGACAUCACUCUAACCAGUGACGAGGAGGAGGGAGUACCAGUGGCCCACACCAUCACACAGGACCAAGACCUGGACAGUGAACCUGAGCUGAAAGCGCCUGUGAUUCACAUCACAAAACCAAACGUGGCAUCUAAAGCACCAGAGCCCAGAGGCCAGAGCGCAGCGCCCAUCUCCCUCACUUUAAUUCCAGCAGCAGAACAGCCGGCCCGACACCAAGCCAAGAAGAAGGGAAACACACCCAAGGCUGAGGACUCUGAUACCGACCCCGAGGCCCCUGUAGCCCAGCAACUGCUCUCUUUUGUCAUGGAUGACCCCGACUUUGAGUCUGAAGCAUCAGACACACCAAAAAUAGCGAAGGAUGCAUUUCCAGUCAGGGACGAGCUUCUGUCCGAUCUCUCUGACGAUGACAUGCAGUUAGCCAAAGUGCCAGAACCUCUGAAGCCCACUGUGAUCUCCUUCAAACAAAAGGACGAUACCGACCUGUUUGGCCUCGGCAUCCAGGAAGAGGCUCCCGCAGCCAAGGACAGCAGCGAGGAGCAGGAAGAGAAAGAAAGCAAACACUCCUCUAAAGAAAAGAAGAAAAAGAAGAAGAAAAGCAAAGAGGAGGAUGACAAAAGCAAGAAGAAACACAAACACAAGAAAAAGGAAAAAGACGACGCUGCUGCGGGUGACGACAAGGAAAAAAAGAAAAAGAAAUCCCGGACCAAGAAAACGGAAGUGGAUGAACUGGAGGACUUUCUGGGCGGGGGAGCAGGGUCGAUCAAAAGAGAUGACGGCGACUAUGAAGAACUAUAAAAGCUCCCGUUUUAUUUGGAAGUGGAGCCACCGAACAGCAGCGAGGCACAUGCUCCUUCAAAAACUUCUGGUUCCUUGACUUGUAUGUGCAUAAAGCAGCAUCUCCAAGCCAUACGCAAUACGCAAGGCUACCGACAACACCCAGGUAAAAUAACCAAGGACUCUGGUACCCGUAUGUUCCUUCUGAUUGAUUUCCCCAUCUGCACUACUGCUGUCACUUCCAUUUCAAGCGGUAAGAAAAGGCAAGGACACCCACAUGUACUGUAGUGAGCUAGGACAGAAAAUUUGGUGGCUGUUGUAGCCGCAGAUUGGCUCUUUGUACUUUGACACGAUUGAAUAUGUUGGCUUAGUGUUUUCUUUGAUUUGAUACACACUCUGCAAGUGGUCCACUCUAAAUCAGCUGCUGUAAAUAGGGUAAUCAUUUUGUCUGAAUGUUUGUGUGGUUGGUGUAAUAAUCGAGAGCAUGCUCAAAGUGACGACUGACUCUUUAGAGACUCCACAGUGUUCUUUUCUUCUUUUUUUUUCCCUCUUUCUUUUGCGUUGGCUAAAAUGGGUUAAAGCAGAUCUUUGUCCAGAUUUAUUCUUGUGUGUCUAAUCAUGAGCAAUGAAGAAGAUAUUCAGAGCGAGUUGAUUUAAGAACUAAAUUUAAGAAACUCACCAACAAAGGAAAUGACUUCCCCUCGUCUCACUCUUGGAGCAUGUCCACACUAAGCCAGCUAAUUCUUUAAAAUGCAUCGUUUUUCUGUCUUUUGUCCCUUUGUCCUCACUAAGCCUGCGUUGUUUUAAUCUAAGAAAAGCUUUUUGAAAACACUCUCUGAGUCUGAUAAACCUUUAAGCAUCUGAGCUUUUGAAAAACUGUGUUUUAAGCCUAAUAGGUGGCUCCAGCUAUGUUAGUGAUCAUUUUUUUGAACUGAUAUAGCCACACAACGCAGGGGUUGUAAUGAGCCUGUAUUUAUGCUGGUUUUGGUCUGACCUUCUCAUGCAGAGCAGGAAGUACCAUUCUGUAGUUUUUACAAAUUAUGAUCAAAUCACUUUGGCAUUAUCAUAGAUAUCCUGUCUGGAUGUGGUAAUGCAGAUGCACAGAAUUCAGUUGUAGUUGUACCGGCCACACUGCACCUGGAGGUGGUCGGGCUGGGAUUGCUUCUGGGUCUCAGCCCGUCAUAAAUAACCUCUGUGCAGUGUGACCACAUUCUGCUGAAAGAAAAUCACCCAGGAAGUUCAGAAAUCUCCCGACUCUGGCUCUUCCUGCAGUAGCCAGAAAGUCUUCCCUUGGAGGAAGUGGUUUAAAAAGUGACUGUGUCUGUUGACCUGGGACGCUCCCUGUUUGCUGGCAGAGCCGCAAAACACGUUGAACUAAUUUUCAGGUGAGCUAGCUAACAUUAUGUGUUUGGAUUGGAUGCCAUUCUUGCUUUGUGAGAGGUUUGAAUGUGUGUUCAGACUCACCGCUGAGUAUCACAGAUAAACUCCUAUCCAUUUACUGACGACACUGGAGUUUUUAGUUAAGGGAAACUUACAUGACAGUGCUUUGCAGCACUUGUUGUGAAAGGGUGUUUGAAACCCACCUUCUGAUCUGUGAAAUCUCUAGAUCUCUGGAGUCUACAUGUUGAUCACAUCAACACAGCAGCCUUGUGUCACAGUAAAAUGUCCUGGAAAAUGAUGUGUUGAAAUGAGUGGGAUGCUUUCUUACUUUAGUGACGCUGGUAUCGCUUGAAUCCCACCCACACACAGACUGUGGAAGAGAAGAGACAGCCUGCCCUCACUGCUCCGUGACCAUGUCUCGUUCCAGGUUCAUUUUUCAAACCUAAAGCCGUGUUUACAUCGUGUAAACAUUUGUUGUUGGUUCUGUCCGGUGGGAAAGCGCAGCCGCUCCCUGGCACCUCCCUGAUGUAAAAUAAUACUGUAGAUCAUACUCUGCCGUGUCUUUUGGCCGAGUCACAGGAAGAAUCCGUUGUGUGAUUGUGUAACCGUUUGAAAGACAAAAAUGUUGUGUAAUCUCUUCCCAGCGUUACCUGUUUUCCUGGCGCUUCAGUGUGGAUGGAGAUCUCUAUGAAAACUCUAACAUGGAUGCGUGUUUGUUUCUCAGCACGUUAGAAGUGAGCUGGCUUAGUGUGGAUGUUGUCGUGGUGUGAAACUAACAGCUCGCCCAGCGUUGGCUUUCAUCAGCCGGUGAAGCGGCGUUGGCAGGGAACAAAUCAUCCCCUUUGAUUUUAGAAUUUCAUUCACUGGUACAAAUGAUGUCCCUGCUCCGUGCGCUCAAACAAUUUAAAGACUCUCUCCUGCCCCUCCCCCACCACAUCCUACAGGCUACAUGCAAGUUCUCUUCAUGUUUUCUGCAAUUGCCUUAAUGGAGGUUUCAACAAGGGAAUCAUGUGCCGCUGUCCUCAUGAACCAUCAUUAAGUGUUCUUAAUGUAAACCGUUUGUUAGCUCAGUAGGGUUAAAGAAUGUCGUCCUAGCCUUUUAUUGGUGAAACAGAAUCUGUCAUCCUCGAAGCCCAUUGUAAGAUUGCAGUGAACCAAUACAUUUGUUUGUCUGCUGUUUUUUUUUUUGUUUGAUUCUCAUUGGACAGAAAAACACCUUUAAAAAAAAAAAAAAAGGAGUAUUAUGGAAUUGUGUUUCUCUGUAAGUGCAACAUAUCCAAAAAUGUCUCAUUGUUUUAUUCUUGUGUUAUUUAUUUGUCAUUUGCUUUUUUUCUGUUUUGUUUUGUUCCUAAAUGUCAGAGUUCUGUUUGUGUGAUUUGUGCUGAAACUGUCCUCAUCAGUCCAACACAUCAUGCAGCUUUUUACGGCUUAUUGUUGUUCACGUUCACAUGAACUCUCUCCUGUAAAAUGGUUUAUUUCCACCGCUUUUAAGCGAAAUGUACGUGGUGACUUAUGUGCUGCUCCACUUUUCUCUUGUUCUUUCUUUUGUCCAAAUGCCUCAAAUUGCCUGCUCAUGAUAGACGGAGAUGACACUCAGUAUCUUCCAUCACCAAAAUGUUUCAGACGAGCGAUGCAUCUCAGAUAAUGUGUAUUUUUAGACAUGUUUUGACAAGUUACAGGUUUCAUACAUUUUCCAUCUCCCACACACGGUUACACUGUUUGGUUUACAAAGAAAUUAUGUUUGAUAUUCCAAAGUUGAAACUAUGCAGCAUUGAUCCUGAAUACUGUAUGCUGUUUUGUUUUUUUUUUUGUUUUUGUUUUUGUCUUUUGUCAUGUGAUUGAGGAUAAAUGCUGAAAGCAGUUUCAAGCAAAAGCAUGAGACUUAAAUGUACAGUAAAAAGAGAAUGUAUAAAGUAUACAAAUAAAUAUAUAUAUUUGAGGAGCUUUGUUCCAAAAUGACAUAUACACCAUGUGGAAACACUGUCACUGAAGUCCUAUGAAAUGAUCUUAACAGGGAGGCGUUUCUGUGAACGGCUAUGCAUUUAUAUCAUACACUCAGCCGGCAGUUUAUUAGGUUCACCUGGUUAAAGCUAAUGUCCUGCGGUACAGCCUAACUUCAUGUUCAGAGGUGCUGAUCCAGGUGCUGGAUCAUUCUGGAAGCUGCAGUUUGUGGCGCUGUUGAACUGUUUUACGUUAUGUUGACAGGUGUUUCUGUUAUUUUGUCCUCCCCAUUCAAAUGAGGCUCAAUAACAGAAACACAUCUUUGUAUAACAUAAUACACUUGAACAUAAUAGAGUUCACCAUCAUCACAGGCUACAGCCUGAUGAUCCUACGCCUGAGUCAGCACCUCUGAACAGUAUAACCCUCAUGAAGGUAGGAUGAACUGCAUGUAGGCCUAAUCAGUUUUAUCUAGGUGUUCCUAAUAAACUGAGAGCUGAGAGCAUAUAAGAAAUACUUUAUGUGUGAUGUUUUUUUUCUACAUGGAUGUAUGACAUUUUGGAAUGAAACCCUUCAUUUAUUUUUCACCCCAUGACAUGUUCCAUCUUUACACUGUGUGUGAGUUUGCCUACAUUUGGUUUGUCCAAUAAAAUGCAAACUUAUUUCUUCAUA